Scaptodrosophila lebanonensis is the source of this 712-nucleotide messenger RNA. RefSeq names its product NADH dehydrogenase [ubiquinone] 1 alpha subcomplex subunit 8 (gene ND-19). Gene Ontology annotation, biological process: mitochondrial electron transport, NADH to ubiquinone. Lineage: Eukaryota; Metazoa; Arthropoda; Insecta; Diptera; Drosophilidae. The coding region runs from base 90 to 617 and encodes 175 amino acids. The record is from RefSeq and is a predicted model, not a curated record. The transcript has 4 exons.
AAUUUUGGGAAAUUGAGUUGCAGUUUACGCAUUUAAUUGCGGUUACAACGCUUUUGCAAUAAACGUAAAGCAAAAGCAUAACCAAAACAAUGGUCAUUACCAACAAAACAACGCUGCCAGAAGAGUCAGAGUUGGAUGUGCAGGAACUAAACCUCUCGUCCGCAGCUCUACGUGCAGGCUCUUUCCACUUAGGCAAACAAUGCGAAACAGCCAAUAAUGAGUUUAUGCUCUGUCGGCAAGAACUGGACGAUCCACGUGCUUGCCUGGCCGAAGGACGGGCUGUUACCAGCUGCGCACUUGACUUUUUCCGUAAGGUAAAGAAGAGCUGUCAUGAAGAGUUCAUGCAGUAUGCAACUUGCUUGGACAAAAGCAGCGGUACCAUGGCAUUCAGCCACUGCCGCAAUACUCAGGGUGUUUUCGAUAAGUGCAUGAAAGAUAACUUUGACUGGGAUCGUCCGUCUUAUGGCUACUUUGCGCGUGCCAAGGUCAUUCAAUCGGCUCGUGAACCACCAAAGAAAGAAGAACUCAAAUCGUACCCGGAUGCUUCGCCCGCACUGCCAGAAGACUAUCCAAAGCCACCAGCAAAGUACGGCUCACGUUUCCAUUGGCUGGAAUAGACAGCACCGCUUAGUGAAAUUGAGGCAUUAAUUUAAAUGGGCCAUUGACCUAUCGUGUAAUUAAUAACAUGCAUAAAAUCUUGUUUCCAUUAGUA